Molecule: messenger RNA, 5098 nt
Organism: Gavialis gangeticus (Gharial)
Lineage: Eukaryota; Metazoa; Chordata; Crocodylia; Gavialidae
Gene: PHACTR1
Product: phosphatase and actin regulator 1
Exons: 15
Coding region: 428-2323 (631 amino acids)
Biological process (GO): cell motility; stress fiber assembly
Molecular function (GO): actin binding
Source: RefSeq, a predicted model, not a curated record
GAUUCAUUCUUUCACACACAUAAAAAAGACAUGUUCUGAAAGUGGAAGGACUAUGGAGAUUUAUUUUUGUAACGUAGCAAGCUUAUUAGUGAUAUUUACAGUUGUGUGCACAUCUCUACAUGCAUGCUGUAACAGAGGGGAAAAUGCCAUUAUCUGUGUUAUCUGGAAAUUCUGGACAGUAAAUGUACAAUAGAGUUAUGUGGAGUAGAAGAAAAUACAGAAAGGAACAGAAAGUUGGCAAAGGUUCAUGAUAAUUAACCUGUCAAUAUGUAUCGUACAAGCAACUCUAUGUCAUGGUUACUCAGUCUACAUGAUGUGUGGAUUCAAGAGAAUGCUGUUACGAAAAGCUUGAUGAAGAAUUGGUGGAAUUUGACUGAUUACAUCACUUUGAGAGAAAAGAAGUAUUGGCAAAAAAAACUUCUCCAGGAUGGACUACUUUCUGGACGUUGAGUCUGCUCAUAGGCUGUUUUACAGUCAAGGAGCUCAAGCUCGCCGGGCGACCCUGCUCACUGUCCCCACAUUAAUGGCGGCAUCUUCCGAGGAGGAGAUAGACCGGAGACCCAUCAGGAGAGUCAGGUCCAAGAGUGACACCCCGUACCUAGCCGAGGCCAGGAUCUCCUUCAACCUCGAGGCAGCUGAGGAAGUGGAAAGACUGGCUGCAAUGCGUUCAGACUCUCUAGUACCAGGAACCCACACACCUCCAAUCAGGAGAAGAAGCAAAUUUGCCACUCUAGGAAGGAUUUUCAAACCCUGGAAAUGGAGGAAGAAGAAGAGUGAAAAAUUCAAACAUACAUCAGCAGCAUUGGAAAGAAAGAUAUCAAUGAGGCAAAGCAGGGAAGAGCUUAUAAAACGAGGCGUUCUGAAGGAAAUCUUUGAUAAAGAUGGAGAACUUUCCAUACCAAAUGAAGAAGGAGCUUUGGAGAAUGGGCAGGCUCUAGGCUCUGGACAAGCUAUGGGCUCCAGCCAAGCUUCACUAUCAUCCCUAGCAGAAUUGGAAUCAGGCUCAGCAUCUGGGGAACCCUGUACAUAUGAGGUGCUCCCAACCACAGAGAUCAUGGAUGGGACAGUGUCUGAAGAGAGCCCCACUUCCAAUGAGUCUGGAGUCCUCCUGUCCCAAGAUCCUUCAGCUAAACCAGUCCUGCUACUUCCCCCCAAAAAAUCUGCUGCUUUCCUUGGAGACCAUGAGGACACCCCAAUGAAACAGUUGUCCCUCCUCAAACAGCCCCCUGCCCUGCCUCCUAAACCCAUUGCCAGGAUUGCCAAUCACUUAACUGAUCCUGGCGCGCCUGUGAAACUGCCUUGUAUGCCAGUUAAACUGUCACCUCCGCUACCUCCAAAGAAAGUCAUGAUAUGCAUGCCUUUAGGGGGGCCAGACCUCUCUCUCGCAUCUUAUUCCACACAGAAGAGCUCCCAGCAGCCCUUGGCUCAGCACCAUCACACUGUACUGCCAUCCCAGUUAGCAGCCCACCAGCACCAGCUUCAGUAUGGCAGCCACAGCCAGCACCUGCCUUCUGGAUCCAGCUCAUUACCCAUUCACCCUUCCGGAUGCCGGAUGAUAGAGGAAUUGAACAAGACACUGGCCAUGACCAUGCAGAGGCUAGAAAGCUCUGGUUUACACUCUGGUGACAGUGUCAUGAAAACAGGACCUGGCGGCCUUUCAGACAUGAGACAAGUGCCAACUGUUGUGAUCGAAUGCGAUGACAAUAAAGAAAAUGUGCCUCAUGAAUCUGACUACGAAGAUUCUUCCUGCCUUUAUACGAGAGAGGAAGAAGAAGAGGAGGAGGAUGAAGAUGAUGACAGUUCAUUAUUUACAAGUUCUCUGGCAAUGAAAGUCUGCAGGAAGGACUCCUUAGCAAUCAAACUUAGUAACAGGCCCUCCAAAAGAGAACUGGAGGAGAAGAACAUCCUCCCAAUGCAGACUGAUGAGGAAAGACUCGAACUGAGGCAGCAGAUUGGAACAAAGCUAACAAGACGACUGAGUCAGAGACCAACUGCUGAAGAAUUGGAACAGAGGAACAUUUUGAAACCUCGGAACGAGCAAGAGGAGCAGGAGGAGAAACGGGAGAUAAAGAGAAGAUUAACACGUAAGCUGAGUCAAAGGCCUACAGUUGAAGAAUUACGUGAAAGGAAAAUCCUCAUCCGCUUUAGUGACUACGUGGAAGUGGCAGACGCUCAGGACUAUGACAGAAGGGCAGACAAACCCUGGACGCGGCUCACAGCUGCUGACAAAGCAGCCAUUCGGAAAGAGCUCAAUGAAUUUAAAAGCACUGAAAUGGAAGUUCAUGAAUUAAGUCGGCAUCUAACAAGGUUUCAUAGACCGUAGCAGUUCAAUUCUUCCUGACUACUAUGCCGUCUUAAAAACAUAAUUAAAAGGAACCAUAAGUGCUGGUAUUAUUCACUUCCCUGUUACGUACAAUGUAAAUCUUCCAAACUGCCUUUUUUUAAAAAAAAUAAAAAUAGGGAAAAAAAAUGAAAAUUGUAUUUACAUGUGAUGGGUACUGCUCCUUCAUCAGACCUGCUGGCACAUCCCUCGGUAAGAGAAAAUACCCCUGGUGGGAGUCAUGCCAAGAUCUGGCACCUAUGUUUAAAGACUUCCUGGCAUGUGGAUUCACCAUAUUUGUCCAAGCCCAGCUGAUAGUGCAUCCAUUCUGUCUUCAGUCACCCCUCAUCCCUGCAAGCAUUUGUCACCCAACUACAAAGACCCCUGAAGCACUUGGUGUUGUUCUGGGAAUGACUCUCCUGGGUGAAGUCUCCAACAGGCCUGCACCCCAGGCAUUAAAGCACUUAAACCAAACAUUCCUUUCUAUUUGUGAGCACCUUAGAAGAAGGAUGAGGGAGAACUACUGUAAGGAUCGGCCCAUCUUGAACAGUUUUGAAUACAAAGAAAUUCACGUUCCCUGGAAAAGUGUGUGGCUGCCUGACCGUCACUGUUUUGCUUCCCAAGAAAAGAGCGCGCUUCAAGCAGAGCAGGAUUCUUCAUGGAAGGCUGGUUUCACUCCAUCUUUUUGUAUUUCAAAAUGUAGUUUUCUAAAUAUAACACUGAAUCCAUACAUUCAAAAAGAGGACAUUGUCAGCAAACAUAAGGGGCUUCAUUCCCCCCUACCUUGUACCUUGUGUAGUAGCCUAUGCCCGUGCGUCAUGAUUGUAAAGAGGAUGUAGAACACAACCCAGUCAGGCUGUGUUUUAUGUCCACUUUGCACAAGUAUCAACAACAGCAGGUGCAAGUCCAUGAAGAAUUGGGUCCAAGAUUGAAUUCCAAGAAGUUCCUUGUGGGAUAUAUGCUGCCUCUCUGCAGGUGGGAGAUAUUUCAAAGACAGUGUGGGUAUUAAGGGUAUGAACUUAAAUCUUACUGAAAAUAACCUCUCAGGUUGAUUCCAUUGUAUUGUUGUGGGUGGUCAGAAUUGGCUGCCAUAUCUAGAGCCAAGCUGUUCAGCAAAAAACAAUAUGUAUCUCUUUCCUCCAUUGGCAUGUUUUUAACUGGUAAAGGGUCCAACUAGGGUUCAGUUGUGCAAGGGGCCGAGUGCUAUGGCUCUACUCAAGCAAUGUACUUAAACACAUACUUAGCUUUCGCUAAGAGCAUCAUUAGUCACUUUGCAGGUGACAGUACUCACAUGCUUCCUUAAAGAUAAGCACAGGCCUCAGUGCUUUGUCAGAUGGGGACCAGAGUGUUCAGCGCCCUGCAGAAUCAAGCCCUUACAGAGUAUAACCAUAGCAAGCUACAUACAACGUUGUAUGUGAUCCCGUAUAAGAAAACAUUAUGCUGUACUGUGUAGGUGGUCCAAAGCACUGUGGUAAUAUCCACAUAAGCAACAGUGUUCUGGAUAGUAUAAUUUUUAUUUUAUAAUUUGUCUUUUGCAUUUAAAGAUUUGUAGAGACGCCAAAGUUUUCUAUGACCACAGUGUCUUUUGUAAGAGGGUUCUCUCCCUCUAUGUGUUAUACGAGCCCUCAUUUUCUCACUUCUCCGGGUUGCUUUGUAACUGCAGGUCCCUCCUUCCACCUCAGUUUGAUUUCUGACUGUUAGAAUCAGGUGGAGAUUUCUCUUCCAGAUAGGAGCUGUCACCAAUCCUGUGUAGUCACCCUGGCUCUGGUCUCGUCUCGGCUUAGACUUAUUGCUGGUCUAAAUUAGGAGUAACUCCCUGGCUCAGUGGCUCUACAUUAAUCUUAAAGCUGAUGUAAGUGAAAUAGACUGAGGGAUCUUGAUUUCAGAAGGACUUGAGGGCAGUCAGUUAUAUCCCAGGGAUGGGUUCUAUAUGGGAAAUGUGAAAGCAUUUUGUUCUUGUGUGUGAGCACCAGGGUGAACACAUAAUUAUUUGGAGAAUAAUACAUGCUAGAGUAUGGUGGAGACCUACAACAUUUUAAUUUUUACUGCAGAAGCUGAAGAACUAAGUUGUCCUUUUGAUUUGUGGUAAUAGGUCUUUGGAGUUAAAUCGUGCACAGAUUACCAUGUUCUGCCUAGUGUUUUCCUGAUAGUAUGUAAAUACCUACAAUGAUCCCUAUGCCCUGAUGAUGUGCAUAGGAUAUGUUUGUGGGUCAAAAGAAAAUAACCCCACUACUACCAAAAUAGAAAUGGGUUCUGUCUGUCUGAGGAAGUGUUACUCUCCAUGGAACUAUGGUCUGCCAUUGACUACUGAUCACAGCCUUAAUUACAGGGCCAUGCCAAUUAAAGUUCCUGGACCUACAACGCAUUUCCUCAGACACGAGUUCACUAGUAGCAGGAACACAAUGUGAAAUGUUAUCAGCACCGUGCAGAAACAGUAGAGAAGUUCUCACCCUGGCAUAUAUUGCUACAUGCUGUUUUAGUUCAGGCAUGGGAAGGCAUAUCUUAAUUUGCACACACACACACAGCAAGGAGGUGCUAUGGCUUCAAAAAGAAGGAAAGCCAAGGUCUUGGCAUUUGAGCAUAAAAAAUGCAUUACUAUCAAAUAGCUGCAGGGCCAAAGAUCCCUGCUCCAGCUUCUCUGCUAUGUUACUGAAGAGGGUCAGUCCUGCAGCAUGGGUUGAGGUGCAACAAAAAAAAAAAAUCACAGUUGCCAGAACUGGUAUGACUGUGGGAGGAACUAGAGAAAGGGCAGAUUUUCUGUUAAAGACAAAAGGGCAC